Molecule: messenger RNA, 2546 nt
Organism: Drosophila montana
Lineage: Eukaryota; Metazoa; Arthropoda; Insecta; Diptera; Drosophilidae
Gene: Teh1
Product: tipE homolog 1
Exons: 2
Coding region: 368-1207 (279 amino acids)
Biological process (GO): regulation of sodium ion transport
Cellular component (GO): plasma membrane
Molecular function (GO): sodium channel regulator activity
Source: RefSeq, a predicted model, not a curated record
CAGCUUCGUCGUACGCUGCAAGUGUCCAGCCUUCUUCAUUUCGCUCUCUCUCACGUUUUGUCGCUCUGCCUGCUGCCAAAUUGAAGAGUGCAACACCGACGACAACGACAACGACUAACCCUAGGAGCAGCUCUCAGGCCCAGCCGCAGGCUUUGGCUGGUGCGGGUGGUGACGUCGCUGCAGCUGCAGCUGCUGCUGCGACGCCGACGCCAACGGCGACGUCAACGUCAACGCAAGCAACAACAAAAGGGAAAGCAGUAACAGCAUUAACAACAGCAACAACAACAGCAGCCGCAGCAGCAGUAGCAGCAGUAGCAGCAGCAACAAUCAGCAGCAACAUCAGCGCCCUGGGUGCACCGACAAUAAUAUGAGGAGUGGCAGUUCGGAAUUACUACUCGAGCAGCAACAACAAGAGCUACGGUUACGUAAAAUCCGAGAACUGGCUCCAAAAAAGAAAAAUGGCAAUCGGCGCUUUCGUUCGUGGCGGGAACGUGCGCGUUUCUAUGGCACCUCAACACUCGCCUUUUUCUCGGUGACGGCCGGCGCAUCGCUGCUGUUUCUGGUGCCGCUCUAUGUGGAUCCAGCCAUAUCGACACUGAGCCACGAUUUUAUCGAGAAUCCAACGCUGUGCACAACAACGCGUCGCGAGGAUCUUGUCGGCAUAUUCAAUUGCUCGUGGAGCUCCUGUCGCGAGGGCUGCACCUCCGAUCUCUAUCGCUGUGUGCACAUAUAUGUGACAUUUAUUGAACAGAACAUUACGAUACCAGAGAACAUGACCGACUUUACCAACUACACCGCCGAGUGGGAGCAGUCCGGUGAGGCCACAUUGCUGGUCAACAUUAAGGGGUGCGGCUAUCCGCCCACUGUCACGUGCAAGAACUUCAAUAUGUAUUAUGGCGUCGAGGGCGCCAUCUAUCCGUGUUUCUAUUCGCGCAAAAACAAGACCGUCGUCCUCACAUCCUACAAUCAUGACGACCAGGAGGCCAUCAUCAUUCAUUUUUUUGUGGUCCCCUUUGUGAUAACGGUCAUCUCAUCCAUCGCCCUCUGCAUCAUGCAUUGCGAUUGCCGCUGUAAAAAGGAUCGCAGCCAUCGGCGCAAUCGUCCGCAGUGCCGCCGGCCACGCAUUGAAAAUCUCAGUGACACUUCGAUAUCAACGCGCGUGGACAUGCUCACGCCAGCUAUUGAAGUCUAUAAGCCGCCACUCUGACACAAAGAUGACACUGUGGAGAGCAAUUUAGGGAAUCCAUCGACGAGUAGCGAUUUCUAGCAGAAGCUAAUCAUCACUGCGGAACUAACUACGGAUAAUCUAUUUGUUCUUCCAUCAUAGUGUCAAUCAAGUCUAGCUAACUGACUUAUCUGAAUGCCAUUGGCAAUGGCGGCCAAACAAUUCCUCAGGCGCCCAAAAGCCAGGGCCAAGGCCGUCGAUAACUACAGUGGGGGGAGGGGGGCAACACUGAAAAGUUUUAGCAAAACUACCAAAUAACAAAAAACACAUAUGUAUACCCAUACGAAACACAAACAAACACACACACACACGCACACACGUGAACACUGAAGUGCAACAAAAGAACAAACACAUGAAUAAUAAUAAUAAUAAUUGAUCCAACUGAAUAAUUCCUAAGAUUGAUUACAUUUAGUUACUUUUUAGCGUUAAUGAUUUUUAAACCUGGCCGUGUGGCGGCAACCCAAAUGCUGCAAAAGAAGCAAAAACAAAUGGAAACUAGUUCUAAGCAUAGGUUAUAUACGUAUAUAUGUAUGUACGGCAAUGCAACAUCGCAUAUUUUCAUAGAAGAGUGAUGAAAGGUGGCGCAUAAGAAUUGUGUUUGUAUCUGCAACAAAUUUAUUAUGUAAUAUGUAGUAGGUGUAAAUUAAGGCGAGAGAAAUGUUUGCAAUGUGUAUCGAAAAUGUAAAUUUAGUUAUGUAAAUUUAAACGACAAAUAUAGCAACAAACAGAAGUUUAAGAAAAGCACACUGAAACCACAAAACCAUAUUUGUCAGUAAAUAAAAAUAAAUGCAAUGAAUAAUUUUUGUACUGCUGAAAAGAAUAAAGACAAAAACACAUGAGAAUAUAAAAAUUGAAGAUUAGAUGUAAAAUUUUGCAUAGCUUAUAAAUAAGUUUGUAAUGCAUUAGUAAUUAAUUACCAAACCGAAUGCAAGAGUUCAGCUAAAUUUAGCAACCAAAAAAUUGAAAACCUCCAACAACUGAAAUUAUUUCUCAAAUCGAAAUUCGCAUAAGACAUUCAUUGAGGAUAUUUAUUUGAAUAAACAUAUUCAUGCUUCAGCUAUUAUUUUUUGCAUAGAUGCUCUGAAUACAUCACAAAUCAAAAAAUUAAACAUUAAAGAUAUAGUUGUUUGUCGUUCCUUUAGCAAAUGCUUAACUACGUCCAAGCCGAAGAUAUUGUUGUUAAUGAGCCCUUCACAAAGUGCCCCAAGUUAAUAUGGAGUUGGUAACAUGUUUAUUUGAAAUCAAUUUUAUUAUUAGGUAUAAAUAGGUAUUAUUUUAACUCCACACCAAAUUUUGUUCAAUCACUUGUUAUUCAAUAAAA